AUGCUGCUACUCUCUCACUUUGCGACGCUGUUCGCCAUGGUCGCUCUAGCCCGGGCACACUACAUGUCCCAAGUGCACUGGACCGGUACACCUUACGAUGUUCAAGUACUGAACGUCACCCGACCCAACAUCACCUCGCCCAAGGACGCCAUCGUCCGGAACACCCGGGCCGCCAUCUGCGGUUCCGACCUGCAUGCACAACUAUCAAGGUUCCCUUCCCAGCGGAAGGCCCCGUGGGGCACGAAGCGGUCGGGAUGGUCAGCGAGAUCGGGUCUGCCCUUAAGCGUGACGAACGUUCGAGUCGGGGGAUCAUGUGAAUCAUCCCGUCCUCGGCUUUCCAACGGAUACUUUGCUGCAUGUCCCGGAGCCGAAGAUUUUCUCUUUGGCCUUCAAAUUCAAGGCGAAUACGCUCGCCGGCAAGUUGCCGAUACCAACCUGAUCCGUAUCUCACUGACCAACGAGACCUUGACGCCCGAGUUGGAACGCGACUACCUCUUGGCCUCGGACGUAUGGCCGACCGCUUGGCAGAGCAUCGAUCGGUCCGGGUUCCAACCUGGGGACAACAUCGCCAUCUGGGGAGCUGGACCCGUGGGUCUAUUGGUUAUUCCGCCAGGUUGCGAGGUGCCGGUCGGAUCUACGUCGUCGAUCACGUUCAGGAGCGACCCGACCGAGCGGCCUCUAUCGGCGCGGUCCCCCGUCAACUUUGUCACCCCAAGACGUCGUCGAGACGCUCCUCGCCGCCGAACCCCAGAGGGAUCACACGCGCUGAAGCUCGAAGCGCUCACCGCCAAUCUUACCGUGGAUAGCAAUAUCGUCAUGCGUCAGAUGAUCGCCGUCUCCCAGUUGGACGGAGGUAUCGGGAUCGGCGGCGUCUACAUCAUGCCGCCCCAAGGACUUUCGAACCCCCGGAUCGCCGAGGUCUCCAGAGACUUUGAAUUCGACGCACAGACGUAUUUCACUAACCGACUCGUCAUGCCAGGCGGCUUGCUCGACGCCCGAGCCGCCGGGCCUUCCCUGGUCAACUUGAUCGCCCCAGCGGGGGAGCGAGAUCUCGAUCGACCAGGUCCCCGAGUUUUACGCCCGGUGGGAGGAGACCAAGGUCUAUAUCAACUUCUCAUGGUGAUCAAGUUGGAAGAGAUCGCUCGGCGUACAGAACAGAUCGUAGGCAAAGUCUCUUGGCAAGCCGAUCGCGGGCAUGUGGUCUCGUUUGCUUUUCAAUGCGACGUCGGUCCGGAAUCUUCGAACCUGUAG
This is a messenger RNA of Filobasidium floriforme, 1251 nucleotides long. RefSeq lists its product as uncharacterized. The record is from RefSeq and is a predicted model, not a curated record. NCBI's taxonomy places the organism in Eukaryota, Fungi, Basidiomycota, Tremellomycetes, Filobasidiales, Filobasidiaceae. The transcript has 4 exons. The coding region runs from base 1 to 1251 and encodes 416 amino acids.